Messenger RNA from Aspergillus melleus, 848 nucleotides. RefSeq lists its product as uncharacterized. The record is from RefSeq and is a predicted model, not a curated record. The transcript is spliced from 4 exons. Gene Ontology annotation, molecular function: medium-chain fatty acid-CoA ligase activity. Gene Ontology annotation, biological process: fatty acid metabolic process. Bases 6 to 848 code for a protein of 280 amino acids. Lineage: Eukaryota; Fungi; Ascomycota; Eurotiomycetes; Eurotiales; Aspergillaceae.
ACGGAAUGGCCUGGUAUUACCACAAUCGCAUCAUGCAGCUUCCGCAGGAGGCGCGGGACAGCUAUCUCGAGGGUGCUCGGCGGAUCAUGUUUCCCUGUACGCAGGGAGCGAGCACCCCGGCUUCGGUUCUGCGCUUUUGGAAAGAAGAACUGCAGCGUCCGAUUUAUAACGUGUUUGGGGCCACUGAGUUGGGAGGGUUGGCGCUGUGUACUGGGCCUGAUACGGUCUCUGAUGAUUAUCAAUGCAUCGGGAAGCCAAAGCCAGGCAUCACGGCCAAACUAUCCGAAGGCGAUCGCGGCGAGCUCCUGGUCAAAUCGCCCAAUGUGAUGGCUGGCUACCUAGAUGAUCCCGAACGCACGAAGUCCGUCUUCGACGAAGAAGGCUUCUACCGCACCGGCGAUCUCGUCCACCUCUCCCCGGAAGGCGAAUACAUCUACGAGAGACGAAUCAAUAAGCCACUCAAAAACCCCGUCGUCGUCAUGGAAGACACCCUCUCCACCCUCCCCUACCUCCACAACACCUGUGUCGUCCAGCUCCCCUUCGACCACGCCUACGGCUCCUCCAUGCUCGGUCUCGUCGUCUGCAUCCGCCCACCGCCGUCCUCGAAGACCAAGACGAAAGCAAGCUUGGCCGAGUACAUGGCCGACUGCAUGUACCGGCUACGAGCAGCCCUGUCUCUCACGUUCCUGCAGCUAGAUAAUAUGGUGCCGUUGGCUGUUUGCGUGCUUGGUCCCGGGGAGGAGAUGAAGUGGGAAAAGGGGGACCUGAGGGAUGUGUUUCCGUAUCAUGUUGAUCCGAGCUUUCAAGCGGAUUUUGAGAUUGGGAUGCAUCGGGCUUGGAUGAAUUGA